This is a messenger RNA of Macadamia integrifolia, 1330 nucleotides long. Its product is annotated as LOB domain-containing protein 27-like. Bases 315 to 1160 code for a protein of 281 amino acids. The record is from RefSeq and is a predicted model, not a curated record. The transcript is spliced from 2 exons. Lineage: Eukaryota; Viridiplantae; Streptophyta; Magnoliopsida; Proteales; Proteaceae.
AAUCACACACAACUCUUCUGUUCAAUCUCGCCGUUUCAAUUUCAAUUCCCACUUCCACUCCCCAUUUCCUAUGCCAACCAUCAAAUCUCAUCCUUUCUCCUUCCCCCCUUACCCUUUUCUGUUCUUCUCAUCAACAUUUCUCUCUCUAACCCAUCUUCCAUUUCCAUUUUCUCUCUCUAAAGUCUAACCCAUCUUCCAUUUCCAUCAUUUUUUAACAUCAACCCAUUUCUUAACAUCAACCUAUUUCCUCAUCUUCCUCCUCCUCCAAUCAAAUCUGAUUAAUUGAAGAGAGAAAAAAAAGAAAAGAAAAGAAUAUGACCGUGAAGGGCGGCACCAGUCAGGCUUGUGCAGCAUGCAAGUACCAAAGAAGGAAGUGCGCGGCGGAUUGUGCUCUUGCACCAUACUUCCCACCAGACAAGCCUAAGAUGUUCCAAAAUGCUCAUAGACUCUUUGGUGUAAGCAACAUUCUCAAGAUAUUGAAACAACUUAGCCCACAUCAGAAGAAUGAUGCAAUGGGUUCAAUCAUCUAUCAAGCUUAUAUACGUGAGAAGUUCCCUGUUCAUGGUUGUUAUGGUUUCAUUUGUCAACUCAGGUUCCAGAUUGAACAGCUUCAACAAGAACUCUUAGCAGUUCAAACCCAACUUGCUUUAUAUCGACAACAUCAUCAGAAUCAAUUUUCUCCAACAAAUAAUUCUUCUCCUUCUUCACAAUUACAAUUAGGAAUGGCUACCUCUCCUUCACCUAACAAUGCUCUUCCUCUGUUUCACUAUGAUCAGACCUUUAAUGGUUUUCCUACAAUUGGAAACAAUGGUGUUAAUAAUGUCAAUGCUUAUAACACAGCUGUUUAUUUAGAUUCAAAGGAUAAUAUAGUGAACCCUUCUUUGUGGAUUCAAAAUCAGAAUCCAAGUCAAUCUCCAUUGCUCAUCUCACAAGCUCUUCCUAUCCAACAAGAAGAAGCUCCAAGAGAUUAUGAUGAAAUCCCUCCAUUUUUUGAUACUAUUGAUGAUAGGCAAUCUUAUAUUGAUUCCAAAGAGGCCUAUGAUUCCAGCAGCUCAGAGGAUUCAUUGAAGGAUACGACACAAUCGAUCGAGCAAGUUCAGGAAAAUGAAUUGAAGAGUGCUGCAGCUGCAUGCUUCAAUUUCACCACUGCUGUCAACUAAUUGAAAAGAGCAACCAGAUCAGUACCAGAGUUGGUAGAAAGAUUGUCAAGAGUGAUUUCCUCCAAAUUUAAAUGUGAUGAUUUGCUCUUUUCUUUCUUUUCUGAAUUAGUUUCCCCAUCUCUUUGAUCAUUCAUUUUUAGAUGAUAUAUAUAUAUUAUAUAUAUCCCAAU